Molecule: messenger RNA, 2511 nt
Organism: Colletotrichum truncatum
Lineage: Eukaryota; Fungi; Ascomycota; Sordariomycetes; Glomerellales; Glomerellaceae
Product: sam and ph domain-containing protein
Molecular function (GO): protein binding
Source: RefSeq, a predicted model, not a curated record
AUGGAGUACGCGCAAGAAUAUGUCAGAAGUGGACGUCGCCUCCAUCAUGAGAUGCGCGAGAAGGCUACUAUGCGCGACACCUUCUUCGGCCUCAAGAGCGAGCCGCAAAGACCCAGCUCAGUAGCAACCGAGUUCAUGGACAUGGAAUGGGAUGAUGAGGUGCUCAGUGAGCUUGAAGACAACUCACCGCGUAUAAGCGUUAAUUCUUCUGGCGGCCAGCCCAGUAUCACAACCCUCUCGUCUUACGAUGAGGUGCCAACACCGAGGUCGAGUCAAGACCGUGUGAUGUACACCGAGAUGCAGUUGCCGAUGAAACCCAUUGAAGGACCUACAGGUCCGCAUCUGUUCCGUUCCUCGUCGGAGAGCUACUUUGAUGAGAGCAUCCUGACUUUGUCGCCAAUCACGCCAAAGACAGCGCGGCCGUUCGACGAUGCGUUCAGAUUCACAAAGCUGCCACCGCCACCAGUCCCUAGACAGCAGAAUGGCCCCUUCCAGUUCACCUACGAAGACUUUCAAUCAAGAGAGCUUGUCUCGUGGACACCGGAAAUGGUAGCGCAAUCGAUGCUUAAUGCUGGCAUUGAGCUUUCGGUCGCAGGCCGCUUCGUGGAGAACGACAUUAACGGGCCCAUCUUGAUUACCCUCAAGUUUGAGGAUUUGAAGGAGUUGGACAUUCCGUCUUUUGGCAUGAGGACGCGGGUUUGGAACCAGAUUCAGCUUCUCCGCGACAGCAGGCCAAGCUCCCCGCGUGCUCCCACGCCUAUUCAAGACGAACCGAGUCGCGAGGUCAAGAAGGAGGCUCGUGAGAUGAGAUCUACUGAACGCCAGACGGAUGACUGCAGCUUAAAGCGAAGAAAGAGCAGCAGGAGACGACCGAAGAAGUCAUCUCACGACGACAUAAUCACCCCUAUGGAGUCGGUGUCCAUUGUAGGCAUCGAGCAGGUUGUUCCUAAGCCGCAUCACUGCCCUAAAGGAGAGAACUGCUCCCGUUUCAAGAAGCAACAGCGUCUUAUCGAGGCUUUCAGAAAGGAGCACCCCUUUGUCGACAUGGAGAAGGAGACUCUCGUCAUCACUGGCAACCCGGGAAACCCCGAGACUGCCAGAGCUCUCGAUCCCACAGAGAUUCUCCGACCUGUCUCGGACGCUGUGCCGUCGGUCGUUGCAUCUUCUGAUGUCUUGGGUCCCGGUAACGCCACUCCAAUGCAAUACCUUCAGGAGGCUACACUCCGAAAUGUCGCCGCAAGGGACCCCCAGGACAACGUACGGCAGUUCCUUGACUUCCAGAAGCGCCAGAGCAAUACCGUGCCGCCGACACCUCCCUUUGAGAUGGGCGCCCCCACGAUGAAGCCUCAGCCUGAAGGUCUUCGCAAGCUACCCAAGCUUUCCAUUCCAGGCAAGCAGGCACCUCCUCGUCCCAGCACCCUCAGAGCCUCCACGGUCCCUCCCGUCACCCAGCCUGAGAAGCGCCAAACCUCUCCUCAGCAAUUGCAGCAAGGCUUUGUGCCGUACGUUAUGGACCGAGCUGAGGCCAUGUCGCCUGACUUGCAAAGCCCCGUCAACCCCUACCGUUUUGGCACUCCCUUCUCUGAGAUGGACGUCCCCGUUACUGCGAUUCCCAUGGACCGUGUAGCGCGCGAUGUCUCCCAGUCCGUCCCUCCCGAGAUGAACUAUCGUGCUGGUACUUCCAAGCAGCAGCCCCCAGCCCGCACGCAGUCCCGCGCUUCUGCUCGGCGCCCUUCCUUCCCUGUCCUCCCAGCUUUGGACGAGAACGCCCCUACCCCCAUUGCUCGUUCUUCCCCUAAACACUCUUCUCCCCGUUCUCCUCGCUCUUCUACGCGCACCCAGCCUCUUCAAGCUCCUCCUCGUGUCAACUAUCCCUGGUCGCCCAUUGAGCGCACCACUCCCUUCGAGCAGGCCAUUCCUCCCAUUUCCCACCUCGCUGGUGCUAUCCCCGUCAAGCAGGCGGCUGAGGCAGCCCAGCAGGACGGUAUCACCUUCCAGGGUCCUAUGAAGAAGCGCAAGACCAAGAUGCUCCGACACGAGUGGAAUGACACCUUUUGUACCCUCAAGGGCACUCGUCUAGCCGUUCACAAGGAUGCGCGAACCGUUGAUCGCACGCUCGAGUACGUUGACAUUGACGACUAUGCCAUUGCGUGCUCCAGCCUAGCUUCGCAGAGCAAGCUUUCGGCCGCUUUCAGGGCCGUCCACUUUUCGUCGCACUCGCGAGAGAAGAGCGAUCCCGUCGCCGCCUUCAGCUUCCAGCUCAUUCCCCAGGACAAGAAUGCCGCCAAGCUGCGCAAGCGGGAGAGCGCGCUCCAUAGUUUUACUCAUCACCACUCCUCCUCCACGUCUUCCGUGCCGGUUGAGGGUGUCAACGGCACGGGCAAGACGCAUCACUUCGCCGUCAAGAACCGUGAUGACCGCAUCGACUGGAUGCGUGAACUCAUGCUCGCCAAGGCGAUGAGGCAGAAGGGCGAAGGAUUUGAGGUUAGUGUCAACGGCAACAUGAUCUAA